ACACAAGUAAUGUAAUGGGAGUAGCUGGAAUACAGAGAAAAAUACGUGUUGACGUGCAGAAGCUGCUGCUAUAUAUAAAUUGUAUCUGCGGCAAAUGAGGAUGGCUAAAGAAUUCAAAUUUGCAAGUUGCAAGUCAAAGUUUACAAAACACACCACCCCAAUCUGAAAGCAAAGCUCCAGGAAUCAGGGGGGAAACAAAUAUAAAAUGUUCAAGAAAUGAAACGAACAGCACAAAAAAGAAGGAAGAAGAAGAAGAAGAUUCACAGUUAAUCAGAUAAUGUCUUCUGAAAACUCCAAACAGAUCUUCAUCCUUUCAGGACAAAGCAACAUGUCAGGUCGCGGAGGAAUCAUUAAGUACUCCGAAACUGACCAGAAAUGGGAUGGUGUUGUUCCACCCGAGUGUCAGCCACACCCUUCAAUCCUCCGCCUCAGCGCCCAACUUCUUUGGGAGCAGGCGGAAGAGCCUCUACAUGCUGAUAUAGACACUCGGAAGGUUUGUGGUGUGGGGCCCGGUAUGCCCUUUGCCCACACGCUUACAGAGCGCGAGGGUGGAACUCUUGGCCUUGUACCUUGCGCUGUGGGUGCGACUGCGAUCAGUGAGUGGGCGCGAGGGACACCCUUGUAUAACAGUAUGGUGAAGAGGGCUAAAGCUGCAGUGGUGAAAGGUUGGGAUGAUGAGAGUGUGAUUAAAGGGUUGUUGUGGUACCAAGGAGAGAGUGAUACGUUAACAGAGCGUGAUGCAGCUGCGUAUGAAGGAAGAAUGGUGAAGUUUAUUUGUAAUGUUAGGGAGGAUCUUCACUUACCAUUGCUUCCAAUUAUUCAGGUGGCACUUGCGUCCGGGGUGGACGAAAAUUACACAGAAAAGGUGAGAGAAGCUCAAUUAGGGAUUAAACUCCCAAAUGUUUUAUGUGUUGAUGCAAAAGGGUUGAGCCUCAAUGAUGACAAUAUGCAUUUAACAACUGAGUCCCAAGUUCAUUUGGGUCACAUGUUAGCCGAUGCCUACCUUUGCCAUUUUAAUCCUUCCUUCUCCUAGCCUACAUUGCCUACAUACCGCGCGCACAACAUAAUAGUAUAUUACGUUGUUGUUGUUGUUGUUUUUUUUUUUUUGGGUUAACUUAUGUACUACCGCAUUCGUUUUCGAACAGGCAACUUAAAAUAUAAGUUGGGGGAAUGGGGAUCCUUUCAAUGAGGGUCUAACAUAAUCAUGUGUUUUACUCCUUUGUCUCUAAAUACUUGUUUCUUUCUGUCGUUUCUGAAUAUUUAUAACCGCUUUUAUUUUAGCAUCUGGCCACUAUUUUUUCUCUCUUUUAUUUGUCUCGUUUGUAACAAUAUUUUAUUACAUUACUAGUUUUCUAUGCGUGAUUUGUAAUUUUAAAACGCACACAUAAUAAUAUUUAUUUGAUUAAUUGCCUUUUGCCAUUUUUAUUUUUUUCUUCUUAGUUUUAAUAUUUGUUGAUU
Spinacia oleracea (spinach) is the source of this 1458-nucleotide messenger RNA. RefSeq names its product probable carbohydrate esterase At4g34215. The transcript has 2 exons. NCBI's taxonomy places the organism in Eukaryota, Viridiplantae, Streptophyta, Magnoliopsida, Caryophyllales, Amaranthaceae. The coding region runs from base 278 to 1033 and encodes 251 amino acids. The record is from RefSeq and is a predicted model, not a curated record.